Molecule: messenger RNA, 1017 nt
Organism: Dermacentor silvarum
Lineage: Eukaryota; Metazoa; Arthropoda; Arachnida; Ixodida; Ixodidae
Product: putative RNA-binding protein Luc7-like 2
Exons: 3
Coding region: 1-1017 (338 amino acids)
Biological process (GO): mRNA splice site recognition
Cellular component (GO): U1 snRNP; U2-type prespliceosome
Molecular function (GO): mRNA binding
Source: RefSeq, a predicted model, not a curated record
AUGUCCCGUAGAGUGGCCCCUUUCCCGGUCUGCGAGCUGCUCUGUUCGGCGAUUCUGUUGGCUUCCGUGGACCGUGCCCCAUCGCCGCCCGCGAGAGUACACGUCAUCAGGGACCCAAGGAAUGGCCCGCGAUGGGACGGCGGCAAGAUCUCGCUCCACUACUCGAACCCCAAGGUGUGCCGCUGCUUCCUGCUGGGCCUGUGCCCGCACAACACGCUCGCCGGCACCAAGAUGGCCAUGGGCGCCUGCUCCAAGAUCCACAACUACGCGCUCAAGGCGGACUUCGAGAAGAGCUCUAGGAUGUACCGGCCGGGACAGCACCGCUUCUACGAUCUCAAGGUACGCAGCUGCCUGCAGAAGGUGAUCCGCUCGUGCAAGAUCUUGGACCGGGCCAAGAAGGGCCGCCUGACGCGGUGCCAGUCGACCGCGGGCAGCAAUCAUCAUGGCGACAAGGAGGGCACGCUCAAGUACUACGGCGACAUGAUGGACAAGAAGCUCAUCGAGGUCGAACAACUCGGCAACAAGGAGAAAGUGCAAGAGGCGCUCGCUGUCACCAAGGAGGUCGAGCUGCUCAAGCGGCGCCGAAACCGACCCGUGAGGAUGCUGGACCGCAAUUCCAACGAACUGGCCAAGGAGCAGAAGCAGAACAUCUGCGACGACUGCCAGCCCUGCAUCGGCCUCGACUACAACGAGCAACGCGCAUCGCCAACCACUCGAGCGGUCGGCUGCACAAUGCCACACUCGACAUGCGCCGAAAGAUCGUCGAGCUCGCUGCGAUCCUCAACAAGUCGCAGGUGUCGGGCGACUAGUUGCGCCUCGAAGCCGCGCAGCAGCAGUCGAAGCAGUCGAUGUCGUGGCUCGACCAGGACCAGGGCGCAUAGCUAUUCGCCCAGGUCGGGCAGAGGUCUAGCAGCAGCAGCAGCCGUAGCCGAAGUCGCAGCCGCAGGAGGUCCUACAGCUCCGACUCCUGCAGCAGCAGCAGGUUUUGGCCGCCUCCGUGGAGACCCAGCCCUCUAA